Aspergillus pseudoviridinutans is the source of this 519-nucleotide messenger RNA. RefSeq lists its product as uncharacterized. Bases 1 to 519 code for a protein of 172 amino acids. The record is from RefSeq and is a predicted model, not a curated record. The transcript is spliced from 2 exons. Lineage: Eukaryota; Fungi; Ascomycota; Eurotiomycetes; Eurotiales; Aspergillaceae.
AUGUUCAAACAAGACAAGGUCUAUGGUCACAGUGAUGCUAUAUACGACCCGGUGCCAAAAGAAGACCAGCUAUUCAGCAUCGAGUUCCUUGAGAUUGCCCCGACGCCUAUUCUCUCUGACCGCUUCUUUUUCGCCUUCCUUCGCGGCGAUCUACCUGAAUCUAAAAAGAAGGAGCUAGCACUUCCUGAUGAGGGCCUCAUCGAUGCGACCCUCUCUUUGAGCGGCUCUGUCGUUUACGCGGAUGGUAGCUACGAUGACUCAGAGUCCCUUAUAUUGCCGUUUAAGACUGCGACAUUCAAUGACUGGACCCACCUCACCAUUCGCGAUGCCUGUGGAACUCAGGUUGACUACUUAUGUAGUAGCGGCCGCAGCGACAUAUUACUAGAUUUCCAGAUUCCUUCAAUGUUUGUGAGGAGCGGUAUGUGGACUUUCAAUGUUGACGCGAGACUUGGAGAUAAAGACAAUACGUGUCUAUUUGCUAUAUCGGUGGCGCAAUGGUUAGACGGGGGGCUUCGGUGA